UGCCCCUCCCUCCCUCCCGCGCGCGCGGCUCUCCCGGGCGGCCUGACGCGGGGCCUGCGCGGGGCGUCCUGGAGACACCGGCGCGAUGGAAGCGGCGGCGCCGGCGGAGGCGGCGGGCCCGGAGGAGCUGGACAUGGAUGUGAUGAGGCCCUUAAUCAGCGAGCAGCACUUUGACGGUACAUCUGAUGAGGAGCAAGAGCAGGAGCUCCUCCCGGUCCAGAAGCACUACCAGCUCCCCAACCAGGCGGGCAUUUCAUUUGUACAAACUCUUAUGCAUCUUCUCAAAGGAAACAUUGGGACUGGCUUGUUAGGACUUCCAUUGGCCAUAAAAAAUGCAGGAAUAGUGCUGGGACCCAUCAGUCUUGUAUUUAUAGGGAUUAUAUCUGUUCACUGUAUGCACAUUUUGGUACGUUGCAGUCACUUUCUAUGUCAGAGGUUUAAAAAGCCCACAUUAGGCUACAGUGACACCGUGAGCUAUGCAAUGGAAGCAAGUCCUUGGAGCUGCCUUCAGAAGCAAGCAGCCUGGGGAAGGAGUGUGGUUGACUUUUUUCUCGUGAUAACACAGCUGGGAUUCUGUAGUGUUUAUAUUGUCUUCUUAGCUGAAAAUGUGAAACAAGUUCAUGAAGGGUUCCUGGAGAGAACAGUGUUUGUUCUGAAUGGCACCAAUUCGUCGAUACCAUGUGAGAGAAAUAUUGACCUCAGGACAUACAUGCUUUGCUUUCUUCCAUUUAUAAUUCUCUUGGUCUUCAUCCGUGAACUGAAGAAUUUAUUUGUGCUCUCGUUUCUUGCCAAUUUGUCCAUGGCUGUCAGUCUUGUGAUCAUUUAUCAAUAUGUUAUCAGGAACAUGCCAGAUCCUCACAACCUUCCAAUAGUGGCAGGCUGGAAGAAAUACCCACUCUUUUUUGGAACUGCUGUAUUUGCUUUUGAGGGCAUAGGAGUGGUCCUUCCACUAGAAAAUCAAAUGAAAGACUCCAAACGCUUCCCCCAGGCACUGAAUAUCGGCAUGGGGAUUGUUACGGCUUUGUAUAUUACAUUAGCUACCUUAGGGUAUAUGUGUUUCCGUGAUGAAAUCAAAGGUAGCAUAACUUUAAAUCUUCCCCAGGACAUAUGGUUAUAUCAAUCAGUGAAAAUUCUAUAUUCCUUUGGCAUUUUUGUGACAUAUUCAAUCCAGUUUUAUGUUCCAGCAGAAAUUAUUAUACCUGUAGUAACAGCGAAAUGUCAUGCUAAAUGGAAACAAAUUUGUGAAUUUACUAUAAGGUCCCUCUUGGUUAGUAUUACUUGUGCGGGGGCUGUUCUGAUCCCACGUCUGGACAUCGUCAUCUCCUUUGUUGGAGCCGUGAGCAGCAGCACCUUGGCCCUCAUCCUGCCCCCUUUGGUGGAGAUUCUGACCUUCUCCAAGGAACACUACAACAUAUGGAUGGUUCUGAAAAAUAUUUCCAUAGCCUUCACUGGAGUUGUUGGUUUCUUGCUAGGUACAUAUGUAACUGUUGAAGAAAUUAUUUAUCCUACUCCCAAAGUCACAACUGGCAUGCUACAAACCCCCCCUCUAAAUUUAAGUUCAACAUGCCUUACAUCUGGUUUGAAAUAGCAGAAGCAGAAUUCUGAGUACUCUACUUUUUCUCAUUCCUGAAAAUGAUAAAAUUAAGUAGUAGGAUACAAUGCCAAACUACUUAAAAGUAGAACCAAGCACUGAUUUUUGGUUGUUUUGUUUGCUUUUGGCAUAUUUAUAUUUGGAGAGUUUAAUGUAAGUCUUUACCAGCAGUGUUUGAUAAAUUGUGACAAGUCCCUGGUUUUAAUUAUCAGCAAUAAUUUUUUAAAAACUUGAUUUCAAAACACUAAAAUGUGGACAAUUAGAGAAUAAACAGUUUUAUAUUAUUCUUUUCCUCAAUAAGCACUAUUUGCACCAAGGCCUCUUGCUUUUACCCCAAGAUGUCCUUUCACCACCCAGUUGGGGAUGGUUUACAAAAGGAACAGAAACCCUCGGACCUUCCCAACAUCCACGUCCAAGUAUGCUUUAUGCACAAAUGUGAAACUCUUAAUUAGGCUUUUAAUAGAUAACCAAAUACCUAUAAGUCCCUGGAAAUACAGAAAACUCCUAUCAACCAUAAUGUAAGCAUACAGAAAUUCCUAUAACCAGAAAUAUUUAUACAAUAUUUUAUAAUAGCAAUUGAUCUUUAAAAUGAAAACCACAAGACACUGUGAAAGACUCGAAAUUAGUGUUUUGAUAAAAUCUGAAGACUUAAAAGUUUAUCCACUACAAGUCCCACUAUUUUUCACUUGAGGAAACUAAACCAAGAAAUGUUUUGUGACCCCACAAGAGAAAUAGAGCUUCUGACUCCUAGUCCAGAAUUCUUCCAUGUUUCACUUUACAUUAAAAAAAAAAGAAUAAAUGUGUUUAGUUUAAUUUUAACACUGGGUCUGUUUGAUUAUUAUUCUGGUAUUUUAAGAUGGGCCAUCUCUGAAUAGUCUGUGUGAUAUGACUGGACCCUAGGGACCUCGGAAAUGCCUGUACUGCAGCCGUGCAUGCCUCAGCUAGAGGACAAAGUGAGUUUCUGCACAUAGGAAAACAUACUGGUUGGCUGCUGGGGCUGAGGUGAUUAGCCACACUGGGUGCUGGGUUCUGGGGCAGAGGUGCUCAGUCACACUGGGUGCUGACGGCUGAGGUGCUCAACCACACUCUGGAUAAGUCCCUAUUGUCUUACCCCUUCCCCAAGCCAUCACUUUCUUAAUGGCAAGUUAUAGGGCAGAAUGGAGUCUUUGCACCUGUGGCUUUUCUUCUUCCAGCUCUUUCUGAACAAAGACCUCCACAGGAAUCCCCUCAGGGAAACUGGUAGUAACUGUUCAAUACUGGGACAUGCAAGGCUUUCCCGGAGACAUACCUUCUGCUACUCCAUUCUAAGAUGGCAGGGAAGAUGGAAAUUAUCAAGUUUAUUGUGAGUCCUGACUUAAAUCAUAUUUUAAGGCACAGUGAUUUUUAGGAUCAGACUUGUGGUAAUCUUGUAGUACUAUAUCAUCAAGGUCACUGUGGUGUGUUAUAUAUUUUACAUGUAAAUGUUAUUUCCAGUACUUUUUGCUUAUAUCAUUAAUGAGAUUUCAAGUACAAUCC
Sorex araneus (European shrew) is the source of this 3106-nucleotide messenger RNA. RefSeq names its product solute carrier family 36 member 4 (gene SLC36A4). The record is from RefSeq and is a predicted model, not a curated record. Gene Ontology annotation, cellular component: vacuolar membrane. The transcript is spliced from 11 exons. Gene Ontology annotation, molecular function: L-alanine transmembrane transporter activity; L-proline transmembrane transporter activity. The coding region runs from base 86 to 1588 and encodes 500 amino acids. Lineage: Eukaryota; Metazoa; Chordata; Mammalia; Eulipotyphla; Soricidae. Gene Ontology annotation, biological process: amino acid transmembrane transport; L-alanine transport.